AUGGUUAACUAUCGGGCGGUAUCGACAUACGUCGUCCAGCUCUGUUUCAGUAGGAGGAAACUUCGUGUCCCUGGGAGAUUAUUCCAAGUGCUGCUUUAUGCGACUCGCCAGUUCUGUCCGACGCGCAGAUUCGUCGCCUUUCCAACUGCGCAAUGGCGAUAUGUCAAAAAAUCCCACGACUUCCACCAAAUCUUGUACAAAAUAAAAAGCGAGUUUCAAAGUGGAAAGGUGCUCGAUCUUCUUUCUACUUCUGCCGACACGCUUAAUCGUCUUGCCGAGUACCGCAAAUACUCGGCAAUUUAUGGGCGAUUUGAUGCCAAGAGUAAACCGGACAAGGGUCUUUCGUUUCACGAGGUAUCUGUGAAUGAAGCUGCCGCUCAGUUAUGUUUGAUAAUGCCUUCACUUCUUACCACACGUGAUGAACUCUUUCCAUUGGCACGGCAGGUGGUCAAAGAUGCCGGAUAUCAUAAGGCAAAGGCUAGUCCCCAUGUCCUGGUGAGGAUAAUGACGCAGAAGCUGACAUGUUUUCAACAGCAAAGCAAUCAGAAGAGAAGAGAAAGAAGUCUGAAAGUCACAACAUUACCGUCAGAUGCUUUCAGCGAGCUAAGAAAACAAUCUCUUCUUUUGAUGAGGGAGCCGCUGUCGACGCUGCGCAAAAAUGUUAAGGAGAAAAUUACAGAGAAAUGUCAUGUUGCCCUGAACGAUUAUGAAUUGAAGACCAAUGAUGAAAAAGAGAUUGAACAUGGGGAUUUUCUACGAUUUGGAUCUGAAUUUUUGCGGAUACAUGCAGUCAGUUUCUGUGUGAAAGACGCUGCAAGAAAAGGAAAUCUUGUGGAAUCCAUAAAUGUCAAGAAUAAUGCUGUACAAACCGAACAUAUAUGCAUGCAAAUCUGCAACAAAUGUCUCUCAUGUGGUCUUCGUUUUUGUGAACACAUCUGUCAUGUUGGACAAUGUCCGAGAUGUUUUCAAACGCAAUACAUUCUCGCGGAAGUGAUUGCAAGCGGCGGAAGACUGUCCGAAACGCUAGAUCAUGUCUCAUACAUCAAUCAGAGUGAAAUUUCUGAGCAUAUUCUAGCAAGCGUCAAUGAUGCCAUAAAGUCCUUUUCGAACAACAUCACAGUCACCAACUAUGAUCUGAUGCGUUACCUAAACGGACAACUGAAGAAAUACUAUCAUGAGGGCAGAUGGGAAAUCCCUCAGCUCGCAAAUCUGGCAGAAGCUGAUUAUCUACAGAGCGGCUCCUACUUUUCGCCCGGGAAGGUGCCAACAUCUGACAGCGAAGCGGCACCCGAAUUGGAAGAAACUGACCCCGCCCUGCUGGACAAAUAUUUUAUUGUCCAAGGGAAAAAGCUCUUAGAGCUUUUCAACCUCAGCAGGUGCGGGUGCAGCAAUGGCACCGAACCCGGAGAUGUGUGCCUGGAAGUGCACGCGUCUGCCGCUAUACCAAUCAUCAAGUACGUCACCAAAGGGCCGAAACCGGAAGUGAAAAAGUGGGAGGGCCAAGAAAAACUUGUAGAAGAUGUACACAAAAAGCUGUACAGCGGAACGACCCUAGCGUGCGCAGCCGCGAUAACGACAGGAGCGCGUUGGACUAAACUGAACAACUGGGCAUCAGAGAUGAAUCUGCUGUUGCCGUGUAGUACGACAUUCUACAAAAAUUUCAGAAGAAUAAUACCGUCGAUCGAAACGGUUUAUGACAAACAUGAAGCACAAACUAUCGUGCGUAUCAAGAACGCUUAUGAGAAUGAAGUCCAGCCCGGAUGGAAUAUAGCCAUUGACGGGGCUUACGACAGCAGAGGCCACAGUGCGGACUUCUGCAAAGUCCUCGCCAUUGAUCUGAAAACUGGACUAUGCGUGCAUACUGAAGUUGUGCACCGGUCAGAAACAGGUGGUAAGAGUGGACGCAUGGAGAAAGCCGGCUUCCACCGCAUACUGCGAUGGUUUAGAUCAAUGAAUAUUCCAAUUCACUCGAUCUCGACAGAUCGCAGUUACGCGUUCAAGACAGAGAUUGAGUCUUACAACGCUGAAUAUGGAGAUCAGGUCGGAAAGAGGAAGGAUUGCGAGGCGAUUCACGACUGGAAGGACCAUAUAAAGGCCCAUCUCUACCACUCUAUAAAACAAGGUGCUCAAAACAACAGCGGAGAGGUAGUGAGGCACUACUUCAAUACGUGCAUCUACCACGUGGCAGACAUACAUCGAUGGCCUCAGAACACCCUCACAGGAGAUAUAACCCAUUGUGACCACCAAGGUCUACUUCCUGAAGACCGAGAAAAUGUUACCUGGGGAAGUUUAGCACACGACAAGCUAAAAGAGGUUAUUCUCCAGGAUGCGUUCCAGAAAGACAUCGCACUGGCUAGUCCCUAUGGUGGGACUAGCCAGUGCGAGUCCAAAAACUCGCUGGACCGUAUCUAUGGUCCAAAAGAAGUCUACCUGCCAUCAUCCACAUACUCGCUCUAUGCGAAAUUGUCGUCACUGCACAAAAACGCCUUACGAAUAGCAGAAUUGGAUGGGGAAAGAGUAGUACAACGAGUGACCGUAGUCCACCGAAAAUUCAGUGAAAGGGAGAGUCACAUCGAACGCAAGACGCCUGUUGAACAUAUCUGGCGUAAGGAAAUCUGGAUAGAUUUCCUAUCACACUACAACGAACGAACAACUAAUGAACAGGAUAUGGAGUACGAAGAACUUGUGACAUAA
Cylicocyclus nassatus is the source of this 2694-nucleotide messenger RNA. The record is from the annotation of a GenBank genome assembly. Lineage: Eukaryota; Metazoa; Nematoda; Chromadorea; Rhabditida; Strongylidae.